Molecule: messenger RNA, 867 nt
Organism: Myripristis murdjan (pinecone soldierfish)
Lineage: Eukaryota; Metazoa; Chordata; Actinopteri; Holocentriformes; Holocentridae
Product: adenosine receptor A2b
Exons: 1
Coding region: 1-867 (288 amino acids)
Biological process (GO): G protein-coupled receptor signaling pathway
Cellular component (GO): membrane
Molecular function (GO): G protein-coupled receptor activity
Source: RefSeq, a predicted model, not a curated record
AUGACUAACAGCAGCCGGGGUCUGUCGCCUGUGUUGCCCCUCACGAGUUUUGGCAAUGUGUUAAUGUUUCUUUUCAGCAUCGCGCUGGCUACAGCUAUCAUUUUCCUCAACAUGUCAGUAUUUCUCUCAAUUUUGUUGAACCAGUCGCUGCGCGGUGAGAACCGCUUCAUGUACAUGCUGAGCACCUGUUUCAGUGACAUUUGUUCAGGUGUGACUUACUACUAUGCAGGUGUUCUCGAUGUGAGGGAUAGCUACAAUUCCCCUACGAGAACUUUCUACAUAGGACCCACAUUUCUAGGUCUGUCCUACAUGGCCAUCCUUGCUGCGCAGGCGGACAGGUACCAUGCAGUCGCGGCGCCUUUUAAAUACUCUCAGCGUAUGACCCGAAACAGGACCCUGGCUGUCAUCGUUGCCUACUGGGUCUAUGCUUUCAUCAUUGUGGCUGUCAACAAUCUGGUCACAGUUGGAGUAGCCAAAGCAGUGACUGGCAUCGGUACGUUCGUGGGAAAUAUAUUUACAGUGAUUAUUAUGAUAGGGUUGAAUAUUAGACUGUUUUUAAUAGCCAAGUUCCAGCUGCAAAGGGAGCAGCCCUCUGCAGAGAGAGACAGCAAGCGCUCAUCCGUUCAUCUCAUUGUUGUGGUGGCUGUGUUUUUCCUGGGGGCAUGGCUGCCUAUAUUCAUUCAUAUUAUAGUGUGCAAUUUUGUUGGUUCAACGUGUUAUUCAUUUAAGAAUGAGGGCACCGACCCUCUUCGCAUUUUACCCCGAGUUAACGCUGUCCUGACCCCGCUCCUGUAUAUCAGAGGGUGCGCCGCGCUCAGGGCGACGCUGUUUACCAAAGUUUGGGGACCCUGCUGUAGACGGAGGUAA